Molecule: messenger RNA, 4931 nt
Organism: Oxyura jamaicensis (ruddy duck)
Lineage: Eukaryota; Metazoa; Chordata; Aves; Anseriformes; Anatidae
Gene: CEND1
Product: cell cycle exit and neuronal differentiation 1
Exons: 2
Coding region: 329-721 (130 amino acids)
Biological process (GO): radial glia guided migration of cerebellar granule cell; cerebellar Purkinje cell differentiation; cerebellum development
Source: RefSeq, a predicted model, not a curated record
GGCUGCUGCUGCUGCUGCUUUUCCCCCCAUGCCCACCAGCACUGGGGAGGGGGCAGAGCUGCCGGGGUCCCUCGCUAUCAGCCGAGAGCUGUGCGGUGCCCGUGCUGCGGGGUGGCUCAGCGGGACAGCCACGCAGAUCUACCUGCUCAAGGUGCUGUAACAUGUCCAGGUAGGACACCACCAGUGUGAACAUCAUCCCAAGACAGUCACUCCAAGCCAUCCCUGUCAGGUGGCUCCUCUGCUUCGGCCAGCAGCCAGACAGAGGUGAAGACCUGGGAUUGCUCCCCUUGUGAGAGGCAUCCAGUCACUGCCCACAGCACUCGUAGGGAUGGAUUCCAAAGGCAACGUCCGAAGUGGAAACAAACCCGACGCCAAGGCCCCCAGCUCUGGAAAGCCAGAAAAGCCCAGCCCUAUGCCUGCCACGAAUGCAGACAAGAAGGAGACCCCCAAAGAGCAGCCUGCUCCUGCCGCUGCCACCAAGAAGGCAGGCGGCGAUGCUGCCGUCGUGAACAACCACAGCAACCUGAAACCCAGCCCAGCCGCCACGGAGACACAGGAGGCCACCGGCCAGUCCCCUGACUCUGACCACAAGGGAAACAGCUCCGAGGAGUCACCAGGCAGCAUCUUCGACAACAUGAAGCCCUUGAUCGUCAUCGGAGGAGUGGCAGUGGCUGCGCUAGCUGUGAUUGUGGGAGUGGCGUUCCUAGCCCGGAAAAAAUGAAGACCGAGGCAGGGUGGGCUGAGAAACCCAGCCUGGCUGUACAGCUCCUUUUGAGACAAAUGCAUGCAGAAAAAUUCUAUACAUAUCUAUAUAUAUAGAGCGAGCUAGAUAGGUCAACAACAAACACCAACCGCAACUCCAAGAGUCUUGUUCAAGACAACUGUGCCAGUUUGACCCGAUGUGGGUAACUCCAUGCACUCAGUGUGUUCUUUUCAUGUAAUAUAUCUUGGCUUAUACCACUGUGUAUAGAUUACAGCUUCUCCUGAUCGGUGUAAAUGACGGUGUCCCCUCCCCUCCCUGCUGUCCUCUCUGGGAGACACCCCCACCUCUCUUGCAGUUCCCUGUUCUCAAGUCCAAAGUGUUCUUUGUCCCAUCCAGAGUCCCUGCUUUGUGUUUUGGUUUCUGUUUGGUUUGUUUUUAAGUUGGGUUGUGGUGAGGAAGAUGUAAGGCGAGAUGGAGCCAAGUGAGAAGACCCAGUUCACCCGUCACUGUGUGUAGGGCAAAGUGUGAUCUCUAAUAGGUCUCGUGUACCUGCUGCUCAUCGACCCACCGUUAGAAACCCAACUCCAAUGUGCCCCAGAGAAACCAGGCUGGCUGUAGCUGGAAGCUGCAGCAUGGCAGAGCUGAGUAACCAGCUCAGGACAUCACACAAGUCUUUUCACUGGCUGAGCUGCCAGCUAGGGAGUGAGUGGAAGGACCAUGCCAUGACCGACAGUGCAGGUAGCAGUGUAUGGAGAUACCUGGCAAAGUCCUGUGCCAAUUGCAGGCAGACAGCAGCUGCCAUCUGCUUGGUUUCUUGCACAUUGGCUGCCUUCAAGAUCCUGUGGAUCACCAGGGUCACAGGGCAGUAUUCAGGGACAGAGAGGCUUUGUUUUGGAUCUAGUAUUUCCUAAAUUUAGGCUGGGCUUUGCAAGAUGCUAUGGCCUCAGCCCGAACUCCCUUGAGGUCAGCUGGACUCUGUUUCUUGGGGGCUUGGAUGAGGCUGUUCACCUGGUGUUUUCCCACUGAAGGCUCUGGCCUCGCUGUAGAUGAGAAGGUAGGAAAACAGGGAGACACAAGCUGGUUUUAGGGGCAGAAAAGAGCUGGGACCCCAUAAGAAAUAACACUGACCUGCUUCACACCAAGGAAACCCUGGUCAAGGGCACUGGAAAUCCAUCUGGUGAUCCCAGGGUGAAUUCCCACCUCCCUCCGGUGAGUGGCAGGGAUCUGUGACUCCUCCACAUCUUGGAAAUGGAAACAAAUUCCCAGUACUGGGGAACAGCCUGGUUUCAUUGGUGAGUACCCCAGAUCUAAAGCCAGACCUUGCAAGAAGGAAGGCAGGCGACCAGAGGGUGUGCAGUGCAUUGGCAGAUGACCUUCGCCUGACACCAAGAAGUGGGCAGAUCUUACUCUGAGAGUUUCCACUAGGCUAUUUUUGGCUUCCGUGCUACUGCAAAAAGGCUCUUUACCUUGCUCUGUGUUUUAAAACUAGGUUAGAGCUCAGAUGAGGUCAGAGAUUAGAUGAGGUCAGAAUCACAGGCUCUCUGGAGCUCAAGCAGCAGUUGCAGCCAACGGAGUUUUGCAGUGAUGCUUAGAAAAAGGUCAUGAGAAGGUGGGGUGAGUUCAGCAGAAAUCAGUUAAAGAGCCAAGUUGACAUGUCUUUGAGCCUGGAUGUAUAAAUUUGGUGGGUACUGGGCCAGAGAAAGGCCUUGGGUACUGUCUUUGCAGUACCUGCUUCUGGUAAAAUUACUGGAUAGCAUGGUGGAUGUGUAUAACUCAAUCUGGUAAUUCUUCUCUUGGCUCACAUCCUAAUUUGCCUCCAAAUUUGUCCUGAUGAAUGCAUAUGGCUUCCCCAGACAAAAGGCCUUUUUGACACAGCCUGACCAUUCCUAUGCUGCACUUUGUCAUCCUCCUCUUUUCCCCAAGGCUCAUAAAAUAUUCCCCAAAGGUAUUCCUCUGGGAGUACCAGAUGCUCUCUUCUGAUGAACAACAGGCUGCUUGCAGCCUGAGUUUAACGUCUACCUCCACUUUUACAGAGACAGGAGAUGGUUAUGUUGGGUUCACGGUGGUUUUGGUGUGAGUGCUAACAGCCCCAGGGGAAAUCCUGGUAGCUGAAAGCACUCUUCCUCUGUAUUGUGGACCUGCCUCCUAGCAGCAGUGUUGGAAGCAGAGGGUCCAUGGCUAGGUGCCUCUAUAAUGCCACUUUUGUCUAAAGAACUGAUUUCCCCUCAUCCUGUUCUGCAGAUGUUUAGUGGUUCACUUUUUUUUUUUUUUUUUUUUUUUUUUUUUUUUGUGGGUGGGAGAAGGGAGUACAAGCAACAGGAGUGUGAGGUAUUGGAGGAAGCAGAGAUGUGAGACAGAACAUAACUCAGAAGCAGUCCCAGCAACGCUCCCUUACAGCAGCUGUGGGAGGGCUUUGCAAGAGCACACAGUGGGGCUGCCGCAUCUCCUGCCUGCACCUAAACUGAGAGCCUGGGGGUGCUGCGGAGCCCCCAGACCCCGGCAGCGCCCUUGGUACAUCCUUGUGCCAUGCUGGGGUGAGGCCCCAUUGCACACCAGCUCCCCUGCUGCUGCUUGCACCCUGAUCUAUGCAUUCUGCUUUCCCCACGAGGGAGCUUUUGGUGCACAAGCCAGAAGCAAACUGGAGUGCAAUGCGGCCAGCAACCUGUUUGGGUACAGGGAUGGAUAUUCCUGCACUCUCCUUCCCUCAGAUCUCUUGGGAAGAGAUUUCAGCUUUUGGCUGCCGGGAAUUUUGUAGGAAAUUUUGCUUAUGUUGCCCAUGAGGAAGGGAAGCCGGCUAUCCCUGUUCUGAUUCUUGUUUUGCCAAAGCAGGGCUGGCGAUUUUCAGACAUCGACUUCUGUUUCCAGUCCUGUCUUCAAAAAAAAUAAUAUUUCUAUCUGCCCUGUCUACUGCUCCCUUUCAACCCCUGAUGUGGGAUUUUUUAUUAUUUUUAAUUAUUUUUUUUUUUUUAGCAGUGUGUGACAUUACAGAUGCAGCAUCUAGCCAGCAUAGGUAGAUGCAGGGGGAGGAAAAAGGAACACCUGCCUCAUUUGAGUGCUUUUUUUUUUUUUUCUUUUUUUUUUUUUUUGUCUGCUUGAGUUUUCUUUCUAAAGUGUUUUAGUGUUUUUAUUUCCUUGGCUUAAAGUUCAGCAAGGGAAGAGGGGAAAAACAGUUCUCAGCCAAUGUGGGCCUUAACCAUUUCUGUCCACAUCCAGCCCCCCUUGCCCUUAGGGCACGUGGAUGGAUUCAAGGCCAGUAACUUCAUCCACAAACACACCACAGAGAUGGUGCCGGGACUGCAGCUCAUCCUCUGGGUAUGUAACCAUGUGCUAGCCCUCGCUAGGCAGUGAACGUGGUUUGUCUUGUCCGCAAGGGAACUUAAGCUUACUGCAAUCAAUUAACAUCGCCUGCUGUCUGGAUCCUUUUUCUGGAGCCCACCUCUUUGGUUUGGAAAAACACCUGUGUCUAUGUGUGCGUGUGUGUGUGUGUCUGUACACCACCCUGCCUUGAAUAUUCUGUGUAUGUAUGUAUACUUGCAGAUUUAUAUUACUGCAGUCUGGGUAAAGCCACAUUCUUUGUAAGGAAAAGAAAAAAGAAAACACACAAAACAAACCUGGAGAUGACCCUUCAUUUGUUCCUCUGCAUUCACACAAAGUGUCCGUGAUGUCUUUUCUGUGCCAUUCACAUCACACCAUGCAGCACCCGAAUUCCUUUUUCUGUCCUGGUUUCUUCUCAGAGCAAAGAAUGUAUGGCGAGCGAACUGCCGAAUGUACCAUCUGCCCAUUGUGCUAGGAGCUCAAAGUUACUGUUCCCCUCCCUGGAUAUUCGCGUGGGCUACUCGCUUAAAAAUAAGGCACUUUUAGACAAUACUGAACUGUACUGGACUGUGUUGUAGUGCUUUUCACAGUGUGGGUCUAGUGUUGACUUGAGUCAGGUAGAUCAAGCGUAGAUGCCAUACAAGCUCCCAAGCACGCAGCUGGGGCCGUGCACUUCAGUCCUGAAUUGCAAACAACAUCCUCUUAGCAAACACCUCCUGUUCUGCCUUAACAUGCCAGGCUGUGCGGUGGUUUCGUUUUGAGAAAAAAAUGUCCAGCGAGAACUAGGCUGAGAAGAGCAAACUCAUCUCUCUCAGACUCGAAGCGAGAUUGAAACCAAAUUUGUUGAGAAGCAGAAGGCUUAAAUGACUGAACUCGCUGUGCUAAAUAAAUAGUUGUCUUUUCUCGUACUGAG